Marchantia polymorpha subsp. ruderalis is the source of this 723-nucleotide messenger RNA. The record is from the annotation of a GenBank genome assembly. NCBI's taxonomy places the organism in Eukaryota, Viridiplantae, Streptophyta, Marchantiopsida, Marchantiales, Marchantiaceae.
UUCGAUUCCUUUCUGUGAUUGUGCGUGCCCUCCCCAGCACCGUCUUACUCUUGGGCCUUAGGAUAGGACGAGACAUGAAAGGACAAAGUUUCCAAGGAAACGAAGUGGAAGUGACGCUUGCAUGUCACUGGAUGGAAGCUGGUCUCUUGCACUAUAGGACAAACGUCCCGCUAAAAUCGAGCUGCUGCAGGAAGGAACGGCCAACGACAAUUGCAGAAGAUGCGUUCCACUGGAUUCGAAGCUUGAGAACUGUGGGGGAGGAGAGAGGUUGAAAAGUAAGUCAACAACAUGUUCGACUUUUGCAGUAUCUCGCUGGAUGAGUUUGGAUCGAACAUCGACAUACGUUUUGCAUUUGCACGCAGACGAUAUCCACAACUGGUCCAGAUUCAAAGUGUAACUCUGACGGAGUGUGGUCUGAAGAUUCAGUUUCGUGCUCAACGCAGACUCUGCUUGCUUCAAGCCACAAAGAAGAAUCUUCGAGAGGCUGUUCGCACAUCGGAACAUGUGAGGGUCCUGAACGCCGGAGGCGGCCAUACUAUUCAACUUCACCCUAGCUCUUGUGGUCCAUAUGCAUCCUGCUUGCAUUUUAUAUUUCGUUAGAUAGAGUUUUUGGAAUACAAUAAUCCUCUAUUGGAUCAUUUUUUAUAGAUUAAGUAUUGCUUUCAGAAUCUUCCACAACUAAUUAGAUGACCGAACCAAGACUGCAAAGUAUUACAAAUGCUC